GUUAAGGACGAGCUCACGGUUGCAUCUUUAUUCCAGUUCAGUGUCCCGUUGGGGCAUAUUUUUCUUUCAUUUUUUGUUGCAUUUAGGCCAAACAAGGCAAAACGUUGGAGCGGUGUUAUACUUUAUUGCAAAGUUUGCUGCGGCGGCUUUAAAGACUGCAGCCCCGCCCCUGCGCACUUUCACAUGAAUGUGUGAGUGGAUGAGCACACGCAAAGUUUGGACUUGCGGCUGAGAUUUGUCCCCAACAACAACAACAACAACAGCAAGACCAACGCCGAUCCUGUCCGUGCACUUUGCUGCUUCACACGGAGUGGAUUUGUUUGUUCUUUGCGGCUCGGUUGGUGUUUUUGGUGGAUCUUCGAGUUUAGGAGGCAGGCAGUCUGCGUGAAGCUUUUUCUUUAGCGUCCAAACGUCCCAAACUUUAGCGGGGCCACAUGGACGCCCAUCGCGGCGCUCCCCCUGCCGGCCAGCAGGUGGUGCACGUACGCGGGGACUCCCAGACGGAGCUGGAGGCCUUGUUCAGCGCCGUGAUGAACCCCAGCAAGGCCGCCCAGCAGCCCGCCUCCCUUCCCAUGAGGAUGAGGAAGCUGCCCGACUCCUUCUUCAGGCAGCCCGACUCCAGGACACACUCCAGACAAGCCAGUUCAGAUGGAGGCGCGUGCGCUUCCCUCACGCCUCACCACGUCCGCGCCCAUUCGUCGCCAGCCUCGCUCCCCGUCAACAUGCCCGACGCGGCGGCCCCGCCCGUCAUACCCGACGACAUGCCCCUGCCCCAUGGCUGGGAGAUGGCCAAGACGUCCACUGGCCAGCGCUACUUUCUCAACCACUUGGACAAGACCACCACCUGGCACGACCCCCGGCUCGCUCAGCUUCAGUCGGCCGCCGCUCAGCACCCGAGCCCCGCCCCCAUCCACGCCCACUCCCUCAGCAACCCGGCGACCGCUUCCACGCCGCAAAGCAUCAAUCUGGAUGCAGCCCAGAAGAUGAACCCGGGCCUCCUCAGCCUGGCCGUGCAACAGCGCCAGGAAAAGGAGCGACUCCAACGAUGCAAGCAACAGAUGCAGCCACCCCAGGACACAGGAGGAAGGAGCCAGAUGGCAGGUGGCAUGGACCAUGACAGGAAUAAUGCACUUGUCCCUUCUGCAGAUGUCAGGAUCAGAGCGCAGACCCACGAACCGACACUCAAUGGCGCUCACUCUCGCAACGAGAGCACCGACAGCGGCCUGAGUGUCAGCAGCCUGCCGCGUACGUCCGACCACAUGCUCAGCUCUGUGGACCACAUGGACACUGGUGAUUCUGCCGAGUCGUCCUCCAUGACCUUACAGGACACGAUGCCUGCGAUGACCGAGGGUGAGGAACUCAUGCCUUGCAUCCCUGAGGGGCUGAGUUCUGAGCUCCUGAUGGACAUGGAGACGGUCCUGUCCGGGUCACACAUGGACAGGGACAGCCUGCUCACCUGGUUAUAGACCCGGCUGGAUCUAGACCCGCCUGCCUGGCCCGACCUUUCUUCAAGAACACUUUUAUGGGACCUUUAUGGAUUUUUAAAGCACACAACUACAAGCUACAAGACAUGUGAUGGAAGGCUAACCUUCACUCCCUCCCGGAGGAUUGAAAUAAUCAAUAAGCUGCUAGAAUCGCCUGCUUUUUGCAAUCUAGUUUUGAAAACUUUUUCAGGACCCUUUUUUAUCAUCCACCACCAGAUGGCGCUCCCACACCUCUGCUUCCCUUGAAACGCACAUAAAUAACAUGCAUAACAUUGAUAACAUAAUCAAUACAUCAUAUUGUUUCUCAAACACUACCAUGACACCAAAAAGCUCCUGCUGGAGAAGCACAUUUAAGAACAAGUUUAAUGUGGUAAAUGUUAACAGUGAGCCUAAAAACAGUAUUAAAAGCACUAAUAUCGAACAAGUCGCGUCCUGCAAAAGCCAGCGUAUUUAAUUUUUCCAAGCGUACUCAAAUUGAAGUGAAGGCGGAAAAGCUUUAUUUUCAUCAUUUCUGCACAUUUUAUUAGGAACAUGUCUUCAUUAUUGGGGUUUGCAUCAUACUGGGAGCUGUUUUUUAUGUUUUCGUACGCUUUUGCUAAAGCAAAAUGUCAGAAACAGCUCUCAGUGCACUUCUGCAAACCCCCCAUCAUUGUAGAUGGAUUUGAUGGAAGCUGUGUGGUUUUAAUUGUAUUGUGUUAUUGUUUGCUUUUAUUGAACCCAAAACAAGGUUGUGUGCCCUCGUAGUGUGCAGCAAUAUCAAAUAUGAAUAGAUUUGAAUUAGUUUUGUGCUGUCGCCGCAAUGCAGUUGUACGGUUCCCGACAGUAUGGUUUAGCGACGAGUAAAUUUGCGUUUUAGCUCCUCACCCGCGGGUUUGCUGUUCCUCACAUUUGAACGUGUGUGUUUUUAAGUGUUGUUUUGAAUCACGCCGAUGCAUUUUCAGUGCCAAGCGAUGCUGGGAAAAUGAAUGCUUGCUCUUUAUGGUGAAGCACAAGAGACGGAGGCAUUCAUAUCCUAAUAGUCGGCUUUGCAGACAAAUGAGGAGCAGUGAAUGAAGACGUUGCAUUGUUAGUAAAACACACUAUUUGUCGAGGCUGAGGUGUUGUUUUAUUAGUAUUAUUUUAGAUGUACUGCUCACCGACGCCCCGCUGCAACACACUACCUUCUCUCUUAUUUAUCUUAGAAUGCAUGACACUCCCUAUAUAUGGUAAAUAUGUGUAAUAAUAAUAAUAAUAAUGAGCUUUAUCACACACUUUGGAGUCUAUUUGUACCUUUUUAUGCAUGUGAUUUGUAUCCAUUUAUUUUCUCCUUACUCCCUCUGUAAUCAUUUUUGAUGCAUAAUAAUAAAAAUAAUAAAUUGAACUU
This is a messenger RNA of Dunckerocampus dactyliophorus (ringed pipefish), 2847 nucleotides long. RefSeq names its product transcriptional coactivator YAP1-like. Gene Ontology annotation, cellular component: cytoplasm; nucleus. Gene Ontology annotation, biological process: positive regulation of transcription by RNA polymerase II; hippo signaling. Gene Ontology annotation, molecular function: transcription coactivator activity; transcription corepressor activity; protein binding. NCBI's taxonomy places the organism in Eukaryota, Metazoa, Chordata, Actinopteri, Syngnathiformes, Syngnathidae. The coding region runs from base 435 to 1466 and encodes 343 amino acids. The record is from RefSeq and is a predicted model, not a curated record. The transcript is spliced from 8 exons.